CACUGCCAGGCCAAUGUUUUCGUUUAAAAAAAAAAGUGCGACCAGUGCUAAAGGAUCGUUAGCCGCGCCCGGAAAAUUUUGGCUUGGGGACCAUGAAGUUUCGUGGUAAGCUUGUGAGAGUAAUCUCAUUAGUUAGGAGCUAAAAGCUCGCGAGGUAGGUUUAUAGGCCUUCACCAUUUCAAUUCACAUCUCAGAAAUCGCAGCGGAUCUCGACGGAUAUCCUAAUUUGCUGCCAAGAAACAGCACAACUGAAGAAUUCGACACAAUAUGGAAGCCACAGCUGCACGUGUUCAGAAAAGGAGCGACGCCUGGCUGGGGGACCUCAGGGAGAAAAAAUGGAUCGGAUUCGACCUCGACGACACCCUGCAUGACUUUCGACGCAGUGCAGGAAUCGCAACAUCUCAGAUCCUGGAAGAAAUCUCUCUGCGAUACGAAAUCUCCGUCACGGCGUUGAAAGAGGAGUAUUCUCGUAUCCUGCGAGAAACAAAUACGAAUGCUUUCUCAGACGGCAAGACAUCACAAGAUUAUCGACGCGAAAGAUUCACCUCGCUGCUUGCGAGAUUCUCUGUUCCAUACAAUGAGGAGUUUAUGGAUGAGCUUUUGGAGUCGUAUGAAACCACUCUGAUUUCAUCAUUGACAUUAAAAGAAGGAGCUCUGGACCUGCUGUCUACGCUCAAAGAGCUGGGCAAGAAAAUUGUCAUCAUUACAGAAGGUCCACAAGAUGCGCAGGAGAGAACGGUGAAAGCGCUCGGAAUCGAUGAGCACACCGAUUCUCUUGCCACGACGAAUCAUUUUAGAGUUUCGAAAGUUGAUGGACUUUUCUCCAGAGUUCUGGAGCAUCUGGGCAUCUCGGCACGAGAUAUGGCGUACAUUGGUGAUAGUGAGGAGCGAGAUAUGAAGCCUGCAAUGGCAGAGGGCAUAUUUUGUGUUCAUUUUGAUGAAACGAGGGAAGCUGCUUGGAACUCAAGUCCGCCACGUAUCCAUUCUCUGAAGGAUCUGCUGGAUCUUCCCCUCAAUACAACAUCGUCACAAGCAUGA
Cadophora gregata is the source of this 1038-nucleotide messenger RNA. RefSeq lists its product as uncharacterized. Bases 268 to 1038 code for a protein of 256 amino acids. The transcript has a single exon. The record is from RefSeq and is a predicted model, not a curated record. NCBI's taxonomy places the organism in Eukaryota, Fungi, Ascomycota, Leotiomycetes, Helotiales, Ploettnerulaceae.